Messenger RNA from Diatraea saccharalis (sugarcane borer), 1362 nucleotides. The record is from the annotation of a GenBank genome assembly. Lineage: Eukaryota; Metazoa; Arthropoda; Insecta; Lepidoptera; Crambidae.
AAAGAGAACUGUAAUUAAAUUUAGUGGUCAACGAAGAAGAUUUUAACUUUACUAAGCGUCUAGUAAAUAUUAAAUUGCGUUCUUCAUCACAAUACAAUCAAAAUGACCAAUUUAAAGUCUGAACUAGACGAAUAUAUGCUUCAAAAAGAAAGUCGUAGAAGCUACUUCAGUCUUCCUUCAAUCUCUACCCCUAGUUUCCUUUCAAGAAGUACAGAAAGCCCUGACGAUGAUACUGUUACCUGGUUUCAGCAAACACAAAAGGAUUAUUUUACUUUGAGUCGAACACAACGAUUUAUCGGCUUUGGUGCUUGUUUGGGUUUGGGAUUCCUCUGUUUUAUACUAUCGUUUAUUUAUAUUCCUGUAUUACUCUUACAAGCGAAAAAGUUUGUCUUACUAUUUUCAUUGGGAAGCUUGUUCUUUAUUAUGAGCUUCAGUUUUCUCUAUGGACCAUGGGCACACAUUAAAUCUCUAUUCUCAAAAGAAAGAGCUAUAGCCACAUCUUUAUAUAUAUUGACCAUGAUUGCAACAUUAUACUGUGCUUUGAGUCUAAAAAGCACACUUUUAACAGUAAUAUGUGCAAUAGCACAAUUCACAGCUCUGUUCUGGAUGAUCAUGGGAUCUGUGCCUGGAGGAUCCUCAGGAAUGAGAUUCUUCGGGAACAUGUUCAAAUCUUCAGUGUCCAACACUCUACCAAUAUAACACACAUUGUUUUGGCAUAAUUUCCCUACCUGUGGUCUGCAGUUUCAUCUCUAAUUACCAACUUUUGUAUUGCAAUAAAUUUAUAAAUAAUUGAUAUCUGAUACCUCGAGGGACCUUGAGAUCACUCAUGAUUGACUAAAAAAGGUUGGGAAGUUAAUAGACCAAAAAAGGUUGGGAAGUACUAGAUUAGAGCACAGUUUAGCAAAAAAGGCUCUAUCCACUAGAAGCAACUGUGAUAUAGGAUUUUAUUUAUUUAAAUGUAAUUUAUAAAACUAAAGUCUUGUGUUACUGUAAUUAAAUCUGCUUACUAUUUUCAUAAAUUACAUUUUAAUAAAUAAAACCUAACAUCACAUGGGGUCAGAAGUUGGAUGUGACAUCUCAGAAUAUUUUUGUUUACAUCUAUUGGAUCUAUGCAGAUUCUUAUUUUUCCAUUUGUCUUACAACAACAAUAGGAUUCAUAACAGGUGUAGUCUCUGUUUCCAGUUUGGUGACAUCUAAUUUCACCAUUCUGUCAAGUUCUUUUUUAAACUCCUCUCUUAUUGCAUGUGGUAUUUGUCUUAACGAUUUAAUGUCAAAUUUUUGGUUCUCAAUAACAUCAAUGUCAUACACAUAACCUCUAUAACAGCCUAAGCCUUCAAAUAUAUCUUUAUAUUGACUUUCCUU